AUGUUAUGGGCACGGCAACACCAUAUUGGGCCUUGGCUAUGUACGUACUAGUAGUAUGGGAAGACUCGAUUACAUACCUUGAUCGAUAUCAUUUCAACAAUUUGGCAAGGGCUCGUUGUCGGCCUGGUUCCAUUUGACUACCAUGAUAUCUGCUGACGGUUUAGAAGCAACCUGGACGUUUUCUCAAGCAUUUACAUCCUCUUUCCAAGCGUCUUGUUCUGAACUUGCCUCUCGUCUCAAAGUUGCAAAUGCAGAUUCUGUGCACUUCAUCGCUGGAGAAAUACAAGCUCUCAACAAACGUUUGACUGAAGCUACGGGGAGGCUUCCAAGCUAUGAUCAAAGACAAAAUGAACUGCAACUCAAAGCGUUAGAAAAGUCGCUCGAGGAAUUACGCUCAUCGACCGCAGGGAAAACGAAAUUCGCAUUCAAACGGAAGGCUAAGAUACCAGCGUCAGCAUCAGCUUCAUCAGAGACCGCGACACCACCUGCUUCGGCGAUUGCACCGGCAAUACCUGCAGCAAUAAUAUCUAGUACCUCCAGAACGAUAUCCGAUCACUCCAAUUGCUAUCUCUCUAGAUCGUGCCUUUGCGGCACCAGCUCAUCCACAGAUCACGUAGAGGUGUCUAUAAUAAGAAUAUCGAGUAGCAUCUUAAAUCUUCUUACGACCAAGAAUGAGUCAACUCUGUCUGCUAAUACUAUUUCACUCUCGGCGCUUCACAUCCGCGACAUACAGAAUUCAAUUCUUAUUCUGGGGACCGUCGAUGGAAGCAUUAUGUUACACAACUUGACAAAUUGCGUGGUUGUUGCUGGAUGUCACCAGUUCAGGAUGCACAACUCUACUGCCGUAGAUGCCUAUCUUGACAUUACGUCGAAUCCAAUCAUCGAAAGCUGUGAUCAAGUGAGGUUCGGCGCGUACCCGACCGAGUUGAAGACCACCACUGAACAGCAACCUCUGGUCACCAAAAAACAUACCGAAUUACCUUUCUUACCCCAGGAUUUCUCGCACAUUCGCGCCACACCAUCGCCCAAUUGGAGAGUGCUGGAAGAAGACGAAUUGGUUCGUGAUUGGCCCCUUUCAGAGAAAGACUAUGCUGUUCAACUCGAAAGGGCAUUGCCCCAUCCCCAAAUAUGAUGGUUAUCGCCUUGUGGACUUUAUAUCACUGGGCACGCACGUGCAGUGCCCCUAUCGGGUGACUACGUCAACGUCUGGUCAGAUGUACCAAAUGGAUCAAGUUCCAUGUUUCUUUUCGGUGUCGUCCAUUUGGGAAUCUCCUCUCAUAACUCACCCACAACGCCUGAGUGCGAGACUAGCCCCGACAAGUAGUAUCGAGGGCGGCACCGAAAGCAGGCAAUUAUCAACAAGGAACC
Molecule: messenger RNA, 1368 nt
Organism: Suillus clintonianus
Lineage: Eukaryota; Fungi; Basidiomycota; Agaricomycetes; Boletales; Suillaceae
Product: tubulin binding cofactor C-domain-containing protein
Exons: 5
Coding region: 143-1132 (329 amino acids)
Biological process (GO): tubulin complex assembly; post-chaperonin tubulin folding pathway
Cellular component (GO): cytoplasm
Molecular function (GO): tubulin binding
Source: RefSeq, a predicted model, not a curated record